Messenger RNA from Cataglyphis hispanica, 3695 nucleotides. RefSeq lists its product as uncharacterized. Bases 405 to 3686 code for a protein of 1093 amino acids. NCBI's taxonomy places the organism in Eukaryota, Metazoa, Arthropoda, Insecta, Hymenoptera, Formicidae. The transcript is spliced from 8 exons. The record is from RefSeq and is a predicted model, not a curated record.
UUCGCGUCGACGGUCAUCCGGAUCGACUCGCCGCGGCCAAGGUCGGUAGUCGUGAAGAGGAAAAUCCUCGUCGAAGGUCGUGGAGAGGAGGACGAAUGAAUUGAAAGGAUCAUCGUGAGUGAAGCUCUCGUUGUGAUGCUCUCGCAAAUGAUGCCGGUUCGGCCAAUUAUCGUGAUAGAUUUCUCCGAAUACUUGACUGUGAUAUGACAGCGCGAAUUUAUCAAACGAUUAAGAUCGACUCGUGUCAGGGUGGUGAUUGUGUCAAAAUUGGAUGGCAAUAUUUAAUUUUGGAGCACCCAAAACUUUGAUUGAUCGGAAACAAACAGAACGAAUGACAACAACGGGCAAUACGACAGACAAAGGAAUCUGCAAGUACAUCGGGUUGUACAACAUCCGGAUAAAUCAUGUCGACUUUAGGAAUAUCUUGUUACGAGGAUGGAUUUCGAUUGGGUGGCCCGCCAUCGGAAUGUUCCCUCAGGAGCAAGGCGCAGAUCGACGCACUAUUCGAAGAUUCCAGAUCGAUCUGCAGCUCCACAUUGAGUGGCUGGUACGCCGGAUUGUCGGUCGUCAUCCCGACUAACCUCCCCGAUGACUCGAGCGCUGAAGAGCAGAAAAGGGUAAACAGCGCUGUUCAGGCACGCAUCGAGGCAAUGUUCGCCUCGGUGGAGGCUGAAAGUGGAACGCCCGGUGAAUGCGCCGCCGCUAUCCUACCGGUAAAAUAUAUGGGAGCUGCUCCGGUCGGCGGACGGGUGGCGAGUGUUCGGGGUCUUCAGGAACCUCUUCGUCAGUUAUUGGAACGUAUAGAAGGAUGUGUCAGGGCCGAGUUGGAAAUCUCCAGACGUGGACUAACAUUCCGCACGAGCGACGUCUGUGAGAAGAAUAAUCCUUUUCGCAGGAUAGCGGUGUGGAGUGCCCUGAAGCUGAAAUGCAAGAGAAUACCAUCGGGCGACGUGCACCACGCCUUCUUACCUUUAGUCGGCGAUCAAGAUCAAACACACACGCAGACAUUGGAAAAUAAACACGCUGAUCUCUACAGGACAAUGCACGGUUUAAAAAACGAAACAGAAUUAUAUCCUCCGAUCUUCGCCGUGGUGAUGCGACGACCUGGGGCUGCCAGACUCCUGGAAUGUCACGGAUUUGCCUGUGAAUCUGAGGAAGAUGCUGUAGUGGCUGCAGCCACGUUGUAUCGCGCUCUUCUUGCUGAUCUGGACGCGAAUCGCCGACGACCGCGUCACACAAACGGUGUCGGCUGCAUCAGUCUGGCCUCCGUUGCUUCCAGCGUUCGAGAACCCAGCCUCAGCAGCAGGAUUAAUUGUCUGCUGCCUCCGCCACCAAGACCAACUGCGCCUCAUCCAGUGAGACCACCCAGAACCAAGAAGAGUUCUGUGAGUAGCUCCGUCACCGAGGACGAAGGCACAAAAUCUAGUUUGCAAAAGAUGCCGCGUAGAAAAAAAAAAAAUUCCGAUGUAAAGGCAGAAGACAUUCUUGAGGCGCGUGGAAAAAGACGAGACAUUAAGAUCGAGAAAAGCAAAUUCGGACAGAGCAAUCGAGAUGUUAUAUUGUCCAGAAACGAGGAAUUACAAAAUUCGAAGAACAAGACGUUUUGCACUAAGGAUCAAAAUUCUUUGAGAAUCGAGAUCGAAUCUGAUAAGCUUGAUGAAAUUUACAACAUUAACGACACGAAUGAAGUCUACGAAAGGCAAUCCAACAAGUAUGAGAAACUGUAUAAUCAGAACAAUCCGAAGAAGGAGCCGGAUUUGAAAGACAUUUAUGAAACAAAUUAUGGAUCGUACAAUUUAAAUCGAGGGAACACUGAUAAUUGUGAACACCAAUCAUACUCUUCCAGAGCCGAUAACAUUUUGAUGUAUGAUAAAGUCGAUAAGACUGGAAAAAACGAGACAAAUUCUAGUUACAAGCAAACCGGUAAGAAAAAAGAGAGUUCUUACAAUCCGUCCAUCGAAGACGCUGAUAAAAUCUAUAAUCUCGGAAAGGAGGAGAUUUACAUCAGCAAGAAUAAUAGCAGGAGCAAUAAGAUGAAAAGUUCUCAGGAAGACAUCUUCUUUGCAAAGAACUUGAAGAAGAGUGAGCGCUAUCAGUCGCGUCAGGAUGGCACGAUAAAACAGCAGAGACGCUCGCGAGAUCCAGAAAGGAUGUAUUCCGGCAAAAAACCCAAUAGAAUCGUCACUAUGGACAAACCCUUGAAAAAGGAGCAAUCGGAUCCAGCUUAUUUGCUGAACAUACCAGAAUAUAGUCGUCCUCGAAGAAGAAGAAGCAGAGCGGGCAGCGAACCGCCCGUCAGUCAUUCGGAGAACAAACUCCUGCAAGAGAAUACAUUGAAGAGAUCGCAGAGCGACAUAGACGUCGAUCGAGGCGAUCUAAUGACGAGAGUCGAAUUACCCAGAAGAGGCAGUUUCUUGACUUCCGGAAGUACUCGGAGAUCUAAUAACAUCAAAGGUGGCACUCCAUUAGGAUUCACAGAACUGUUUGACGAAUUUAGAAAUCAGGAGGGUUUGACCAGCGUAGAUGAUAUUUUGGCGGCUAUUAUAGAUCCGGAAGGUAUGUCAUUCAACGAUUUAAAGCCGCUCUACAAGGAAUUUUUAUUGAAAUUGGCGGCAACCUUAACGCAAGACGAACUAUAUCAGAGAUCCGCCAGCAUCAUGAGAAGACGUCGGAGACCGCAGAGACGCAGAUCGAAUCGUCGAUCUUGUUUAUUGGGGAAAGCCAUCAAGAGAUCUGUCUCGAGGUUGAAAGGUGGCCCCACAGAAUUCACUUCUGUGAUAUUUCCGGCGAGAAGAUUGAACGACAGUUUCGGCAGUAGUUCGUCGUGCGACAUCAGAAACAACCAUCGAAAUCGAGUACUAGCAAGUAGACUCGGUAGGAGAAAAUCCUCGUGGAAGGCGACCAAGAACGGCGCGUGUCACACUACUUCGGAGGACAGUGAUACAUGUAGACGACUGAAUCGUAACAUGGGUGCCACGGCGAACAGGAGCAGCAGCGGCUACGUAAGCUGCAGCGAAUGUAGCUAUGACUCCGAGUCAUGCACGUGCGUAUCGGCGGACAAGUGUUAUUGCUCGUUGUCUAGACGGAUACCAGCUACAUCGGUGCCUGAAAACACGGUCGUCUGCGCUUGCGACACUGAUAGCUGUUCCGAGAGCAAUAAGUGUUACUGCGCGAGGAAACCGAUACAGCCGACCAUACUAGAGCAACUUAGACAGAAAGGUAUCGUGCCGUCGGAGAGUACCCUCAGCAGAGGAGAUAGUCCCGAGAGGAUCAAAGGCUCGAGAAUGACCAACAGUCAUAGUUCAUCGCGCAACACCGAUUUUCUUAAGACUCGAUCAUCGCCCAUUUGCGGUAGUUCGGAUAAUUUGGCCUUAGAUUACGAUCUCUUCAGCCCAGGGAGAAGAUCUCAACAGUCAUCCGGUAGCGAGAAAGUUCUCGUCGUUAGUGCCAGAGAUACUCAAGGCCGUUUGGUUUAUGUCGGCGGCACAGAACGCGAUAAAAAGUAUUCCUCUCGCGGUAACGGCAGACCCGGAGCACAUCACGAAGCGCUUUCCAUCAAGAAAAGCGCGGAAAUCGCCGCGGUCUUUGGUGCAGGAGAAAAUAAUCGAAACUCGAGAAGAGCUAGUAACGCAUCGAGUAUAAGAAGCUCGAUCAGUCUCGAAGCUGGAUUGGGCUAUUUACCUUGACGAAAGCUU